Messenger RNA from Hyphopichia burtonii NRRL Y-1933, 1346 nucleotides. It is a transcript of the gene AAT1, whose product is annotated as aspartate transaminase. Gene Ontology annotation, biological process: L-aspartate catabolic process; biosynthetic process. Lineage: Eukaryota; Fungi; Ascomycota; Pichiomycetes; Serinales; Debaryomycetaceae. Gene Ontology annotation, molecular function: L-aspartate:2-oxoglutarate transaminase activity; pyridoxal phosphate binding. The transcript has a single exon. The coding region runs from base 23 to 1315 and encodes 430 amino acids. Gene Ontology annotation, cellular component: mitochondrion. The record is from RefSeq and is a predicted model, not a curated record.
UAUAAGUUUUCAGUAGGUAAGGAUGCUUUCUAGAAACAUAAACGUAAGAGGACUUAGAUCGUUUUCUACAUUGGGAUAUCUUAAGAAUUGGAAUCAAAUUCCAACUGCUCCUCCAGAUAAGAUUUUGGGGAUUUCCGAAGCUUAUGUAAAAGAUUCCAAUAGCCAAAAGAUCAAUUUAGGGGUUGGUGCUUAUAGAGAUAAUAACGGUAAGCCAAUUAUUUUCCCAUCAGUUAAGAAGGCUGAAGGCAUUUUAUUAGAAAAAGAAAGCGAAAAAGAAUAUACUGGGAUAAUUGGUAAUAAGAAUUAUCAAAGUAUUGUUAGGGAUUUCAUAUUCAAUAACUCCAAUAAAGAUGCUAAUGGUGCUAAGUUGAUUAAAGAAGAUCGUAUUGUUACUGCACAAACCAUUUCUGGUACUGGGUCCUUGAGGGUUAUUGCUGAGUUUUUAAAUCGUUUUUAUGAUUCUAAAACCAUAAAAGUCCCCAAACCAACUUGGGCAAAUCACGUUGCUGUUUUCACCGAUGCUGGAUUACAGCCAGAAUUCUAUAAUUAUUAUGAUGUGGAAAACAAUUCUUUAGAUUAUGAAAAUUUGAAAAAAUCAAUUGAGUCAACUCCAAACGGCUCUAUUGUUUUAUUGCACGCUUGUUGCCAUAAUCCAACCGGGAUGGAUUUAUCCAAUGAAGAAUGGGAUGAAGUUUUACAAAUCAUUACCAAGAAAAACUUGUUCCCAUUAGUUGAUAUGGCUUAUCAAGGAUUUGCUCUGGGUAAUCCAUAUAAAGAUAUCGAAUUGAUUCGUAAAUUGAAUCAAUUGGUUGUUAAUGAUGAAUUGAAAUCAUACGCUUUGUGUCAAUCUUUUGCUAAGAAUAUGGGAUUAUACGGAGAAAGAAUUGGUUCAAUCUCAAUUGUCACCGAAUCUUCAGAACAAUCAGUGGCAAUUGAAUCUCAAUUGAAAAAAUUAAUCAGACCAAUCUAUUCAAAUCCUCCAAUUCACGGUUCCAAAAUCGUCGAAACUAUUUUCUCAAAUGAAAAUUUAUACAACUCUUGGUUAAAUGAUUUAGACCAAGUUGUUGGAAGAUUAAACAAAGUUAGAGAUCAAUUAUAUCAAAAAUUAGAUAAAUCAAACUAUAACUGGGAUCAUUUAACCAAACAAAGAGGUAUGUUUAUCUACACUGGUUUAUCAAAAGAUCAAGUUAUCAAAUUAAGAAAUGAUUACUCUAUCUACGCUACUGAAGACGGUAGAUUCUCCAUCAGUGGUGUUAAUGAAAAUAACGUCGACUAUUUAGCCAACGCCAUUAACGAGGUUAUCAAAAGCUCUUAAUCUUAAUUAGAAAUCUAUGAUUGAAUUGUAA